AUGGAAAUGAAAGAAGGCAGGGAGGGAGACGAAAGAGCUUUCACCUGGACGGAGGAGAAGACUAUAAAUGGGCCAAGUCUCUCACCGUCCUCUUGCCGCCUUCACUUCUUCCCGCCGUUUCAUAUCGGUCGCUUCUCUCUCUCCCCUCCACCCUCACUCUCCCUCUGGCCUUUACCGUCUCCCCGUCCGCUGCUUCGCCCUCCGUUCCUCAACGCCUGUCAGAGCAAUGGCAUCCCAUAUCGUCGGGUACCCUCGGAUGGGGCCUAAAAGAGAGCUGAAAUUCGCCUUGGAAUCGUUCUGGGAUGGGAAGAGCAGUGCCGAGGAGUUGCAGAAGGUGGCCGCUGAUCUCCGGGCAUCCAUCUGGAAGCAGAUGGCGGAUGCUGGGAUCAGAUACAUUCCCAGCAACACUUUCUCUUACUAUGAUCAAGUAUUGGACACCACAGCCAUGCUUGGAGCAGUUCCCGCUAGAUACGGUUGGAAUGGAGGGGAGAUUGGAUUUGAUACCUACUUCUCCAUGGCGAGGGGUAAUGCUUCUGUACCAGCUAUGGAGAUGACCAAGUGGUUUGACACCAAUUACCAUUACAUUGUCCCUGAACUGGGGCCCGAAGUUAAGUUCUCAUAUGCAUCUCAUAAGGUAGUCGAAGAGUACAAGGAGGCCAAAUCUCUUGGAGUUGAUACUGUUCCAGUCCUUGUGGGCCCAGUUUCCUACUUGUUGCUUUCGAAACCAGCUAAGGGUGUCGAGAAAUCCUACCCUCUUCUCUCCCUUGUAGAAAAGAUUCUUCCAAUAUACAAGGAUGUUGUGGCGGAUCUUAAAGCAGCCGGUGCCUCUUGGAUUCAGUUUGAUGAGCCCACGCUUGUGAUGGAUCUCACUUCCCACCAGUUGCAAGCAUUUACUCACGCCUAUGCUGAGCUAGAGUUAGAUCUAUCUGGUCUGGAUGUUCUUAUUGAGACAUAUUUUGCUGAUGUGUCUGCGGAAGCAUAUAGAACACUGACCUCUUUGAAGGGUGUUGCUGGAUUUGGUUUUGACUUGGUUCGUGGGACAAAAGCUCUUGAUUUGAUCAAGGGUGGAUUCCCUUCUGGCAAAUAUCUUUUUGCUGGGGUUGUCGAUGGAAGAAAUAUCUGGGCUAAUGAUCUCGCCUCUUCCCUCACUACUCUGCAAUCUCUUGGAGGCGUGAUUGGCAGGGAUAAGGUUGUGGUUUCAACAUCCUGUUCUCUUCUCCACACUGCGGUAGACCUGGCGAACGAGACAAAGUUGGAUAAAGAGAUUAAGUCAUGGCUAGCUUUUGCAGCACAAAAAAUUGUUGAAGUUAAUGCCUUAGCCAAAGCAUUGGCUGGACAGAAGGAUGAGGCCUUCUUCUCUGCUAAUGCUGUUGCUCAGGCUUCAAGAAAAUCCUCUCCAAGGGUGACAAAUGAGGCAGUCCAGAAGGCAGCUGCUGCACUGAGAGGCUCUGAUCAUCGCCGGCCCACGAAUGUGAGUGCUAGACUAGAAGCUCAGUAUAAGAAGUCAAACCUUCCAAUUCUUCCUACCACAACCAUUGGGUCUUUCCCCCAGACGAUAGAACUUAGAAAGGUCCGCCGGGAAUACAAAGCUAAUAGGAUCUCGGAAGAUGAUUAUGUGAAGGCCAUCGAGGAGGAAAUUAGCAAGGUUGUCAAGCUCCAAGAAGAGCUUGACAUUGAUGUUUUGGUCCAUGGAGAGCCUGAGAGAAACGACAUGGUUGAAUACUUUGGUGAGCAAUUGAGUGGUUUUGCCAUCACUCUUAAUGGAUGGGUGCAAUCUUAUGGCUCCCGCUGUGUAAAGCCACCAAUCAUCUAUGGAGAUGUGAGCCGGCCCAAGGCUAUGACUGUCUUUUGGUCUUCAAUGGCCCAAAGCAUGACGAACCGCCCUAUGAAAGGAAUGCUCACUGGUCCCGUCACCAUUCUCAACUGGUCCUUUGUUAGAAAUGACCAGCCAAGGUUCGAAACCUGCUAUCAAAUUGCUCUUGCCAUUAAAGACGAGGUUGAGGAUCUCGAGAAAGCUGGUGUCACUGUUAUUCAAAUUGACGAGGCUGCUUUAAGAGAGGGCCUGCCUCUUAGGAAGUCUGAGCAGGCUUUCUAUUUAGACUGGGCAGUUCAUUCCUUCAGGAUCACAAACUGCGGUGUUCAAGACACUACUCAGAUCCACACCCAUAUGUGCUAUUCCAACUUCAAUGACAUCAUCCACUCGAUAAUCAACAUGGAUGCUGACGUCAUCACCAUUGAGAACUCCCGAUCGGAUGAGAAGCUCCUCUCUGUAUUCCGUGAGGGCGUGAAAUAUGGUGCCGGCAUCGGUCCUGGCAUCUAUGACAUUCACUCACCUAGGAUUCCAUCCAUAGAGGAAAUUGCUGAUAGGAUUAACAAGAUGCUCGCAGUCCUCGAGAGCAACAUCCUCUGGGUCAACCCUGACUGUGGCCUCAAGACCCGUAAGUAUGCUGAAGUCAAGCCCGCUCUCAGCAAUAUGGUUGCUGCGGCUAAGCUGCUUCGAGCACAGCUGGACAAAGCCAAGUGAGUUUGUUCCAUGAUGUUAUAACGACCCUUUGAGGUUUCUGAGGUUUUAUCAAAAGAUCAAUAAGCCCAUCCUCUCUUUCUCAUGAAAUGUUUGUCCGACAAAUUUUUGUUUUUGGCUCUUGUCGAGCUGAUUCUGUAUCUGUUGUAUUUGAGAGCGGAAUUCAUAUCACCUUCUAAAGGGGGUUUUUUGUCUAUGAAGUUUUUCUCCCUCCUCCCCCCAACAAUGUAUUAUCCCUCUUGGAGUGGUGAUAAUAUCAAUAUUAGAUAUGCAAGGUAGAAAUAUAUUGCUCGAAAUUUUAUAUAUA
Punica granatum (pomegranate) is the source of this 2828-nucleotide messenger RNA. NCBI's taxonomy places the organism in Eukaryota, Viridiplantae, Streptophyta, Magnoliopsida, Myrtales, Lythraceae. The record is from RefSeq and is a predicted model, not a curated record.